This is a messenger RNA of Debaryomyces fabryi, 555 nucleotides long. RefSeq names its product chaperone. NCBI's taxonomy places the organism in Eukaryota, Fungi, Ascomycota, Pichiomycetes, Serinales, Debaryomycetaceae. The transcript has a single exon. Gene Ontology annotation, biological process: protein folding in endoplasmic reticulum. Gene Ontology annotation, cellular component: EMC complex. The record is from RefSeq and is a predicted model, not a curated record. Bases 1 to 555 code for a protein of 184 amino acids.
AUGGCUUCGAGAUCAGAAUCAUACGGGGAACUUUUAAACCCGAGUAUAGUAAAGGAUGCUAAGAUAUCAGGGAAAAGACAAAUUACGCUACCAGCAGGCUUUAAUAGCGAUUUAAUUUCGCUGCAACAUAAUAAGUCAAAUGCUACAGUCCGUUCAAAUAAUAAACCAGACCUUGAACGGUUAGAAGAAUUAAAAGUAAAGAAGGCAUGGGAAAUCGCAUUGGGUCCUGCUAAAACCAUACCUAUGAAUUUGAUUAUGAGUUAUAUGACUGGAAACUCUUUGCAGAUUAUCCCAAUUAUGAUGACGUUAAUGCUCUUUUGGAAUCCUUUAAAAGCUAUAUUCACUGAAACAAACGCUAAUUUCAAAAGUUUGGAAACAAAAAAAAAUGCCAGCGACAUAUUAUUGACACGAACAGUCUUUGUAGUAUGUCAAUUGGCAUGUAUGGCAGUUGGUAUAUGGAAAUUGUACAAUAUGGGCUUAAUCCCUAAUAGUGAGAGCGAUUGGCUAGCUUGGAAAGAGGCAGUCCAAUACAAGGAAAGCGUCUUACUUAUUUAG